AUGGCAACUGGAAAGGACACAUCGCUGCUGCCCUUGAUUCUUGCUGUCGGGAUCACAGCACUUGUAGCUACCGGACAAAAAGUAGGGCAACCAGAAGUGGUGACCAAAUAUGGGAGAGUCCGAGGGUACCAAUUCAAAGUAGACGCAGCUGAGAGGAGUGUAAAUGUCUUCUUGGGACUUCCUUUUGCUAAGCCUCCAGUUGGACCACUGAGGUUUUCUGAACCCCAGCCACCUGAGCCAUGGAAAGGUGUCAGAGAUGCCACUUCCUACCCACCAAUGUGUCUACAGGAUAAAGUACAAGGACAGGUCUUUUCAGACAUUAUUACUAAUAGGAAAGAAAAAGUUCUUCUCCAAGUGUCUGAAGAUUGCUUAUACCUAAAUGUGUACACACCCGUUUCUACAGAAGAACAGGAGAAGCUGCCUGUCUUUGUAUGGAUCCAUGGAGGUGGAUUAGUUUUUGGAGCAGCUUCAUCAUAUGAUGGUUCAGCAUUAGCAGCCUUUGACAAUGUGGUGGUUGUAACAAUUCAGUACAGAUUAGGUAUCGUUGGAUAUUUUAGCACUGGUGAUAAGCACGCCCGAGGUAACUGGGGGUAUUUGGAUCAAGUAGCAGCUCUUCAGUGGAUUCAGGAAAAUAUUAUACAUUUUGGAGGAGAUCCAGGAUCCGUCACUAUUGCUGGAGAAUCUGCAGGUGGAAUCAGCGUUUCUGCUCUUGUCUUAUCUCCCCUGGCAAAGGGCUUGUUCCAUAAGGCCAUUUCAGAGAGCGGUACUGCAGUCAGGGUUUUGUUCACUGACCAGCCUGAGGAGGAAGCACAAAGAAUUGCUGCUGCCUCUGGCUGUGAAAAAUCCAGUUCAGCUGCAAUAGUUGAAUGCCUAAGAGAAAAAACAGAAGAAGACAUAGUACAGAUAACACUAAAAAUGGAUUUGACAGCACUGAAGCUAUGUUAUACCUCACCUGAAAAAUGUGAACAGUCUUCCCUGUUCAUCAGUGCAUCUGCAGAUGGUGUAUUUUUUCCGAAGAGUCCCAGGCAAUUACUAUCUGAAAAAAUGAUCAAUGCAGUUCCAUAUAUAAUAGGAGUAAAUAACUGUGAAUUUGGAUGGGUACUUCCUAUGACAAUGAAAUUUCCUGCUUACACAGAUGGUCUGGAUGAAGAUGUUGCACGUCAAAUUUUGCAGAGCUCCUUAGCAUUAUCACUGAAGGGUGUUACUUCUGACGUUGUUGAUCAAGUAUACAAUGAAUACAUAGGGAAUGCAGAAAAUCGUGCUCAGGUGCGAGAUGGCCUUCUUGAUGCAAUAGGAGAUCCUUUGUUUGUUCUUUCAGCCAUUGAAGUGGCUAGAUACCAUAGAGAUGCUGGCAACCCAGUCUACUUUUAUGAAUUUCAACAUCGACCAAGUUCAGCGACAGGUGUUGUACCAGAGUUUGUAAAAGCAGACCACACAGACGAGAUUGCCUUUGUCUUUGGAAAGCCAUUCUUAGCCGGGCAUGCUACAGAAGAAGAAAAUAAACUCAGCAGAACUGUAAUGAGAUACUGGACUAACUUUGCUAGAAAUGGAAAUCCCAACGGAGAAGGCUUGGUCCAUUGGCCUCAGUAUGAUCUGGAUGAAAGAUACCUGGAAAUAGACCUAAUGCAAAAGGAAGCAAAGAAAUUGAAAGAACGCAAAAUGGAGUUUUGGACACGGCUCACACAACAAAUGAUGAAUGAAAGGAGAGAACACACAGAUUUAUAAAAGUUGUGGAGGGUGUAGUUUGCUUUUAAAACCUGAAGUAAAGUCAAACAAAAUUAGUUUGUCAGGAUGCAGGGUUUAAUAAUCACCUUCUAACUCACUAUUAUGUAAUCUGUUGUCAUGAUCACAGUGAAAGGAGAGA
This is a messenger RNA of Egretta garzetta (little egret), 1864 nucleotides long. Its product is annotated as fatty acyl-CoA hydrolase precursor, medium chain. Bases 1 to 1725 code for a protein of 574 amino acids. The transcript is spliced from 14 exons. The record is from RefSeq and is a predicted model, not a curated record. NCBI's taxonomy places the organism in Eukaryota, Metazoa, Chordata, Aves, Pelecaniformes, Ardeidae.